Molecule: messenger RNA, 4203 nt
Organism: Oncorhynchus mykiss (rainbow trout)
Lineage: Eukaryota; Metazoa; Chordata; Actinopteri; Salmoniformes; Salmonidae
Gene: nuak2
Product: NUAK family, SNF1-like kinase, 2
Biological process (GO): protein phosphorylation; intracellular signal transduction; microtubule cytoskeleton organization
Cellular component (GO): cytoplasm
Molecular function (GO): ATP binding; tau-protein kinase activity
Source: RefSeq, a predicted model, not a curated record
UAUUUCCAAGUUCCCCGUUGUCUGGAAAGCAUCAUGAAGCUCACACGCCUCCUGGUAAAAACAACAGCAAAUGGGCAACGAUGCCUGUUUAUUGGAUAUUCAAAUAGGAGGAGUGGUCACCUUCAUCGACUUCAUGAAACCAACACAGGAAACAAGGAAGGCUACCUGAGGAAGAGUAUAUACAACAAACUACAUGUUUUAAAUGUGUUAUAUUUGUAUAGUCUAGUCAUUCAACUGUAGGAGAAAUAAAAAGUGGUUGCAAUCUAUAAUGGAUCCUAACGAUUUCAACAGUGGUGGGCGAUCAUCAACUUUAUCCGACAAUGGACAACAGUCACCUGGUCAUGGCCACUCGCUUGUUAGAAAAUCGGUCUCCGAGGCAUCCGUGAAAAGGCAAGCGGUGAAGAGACAUCAUCAUAAACACAAUCUGAAGCAUCGGUAUGAAUUUCUUGAAACUCUUGGAAAAGGGACUUACGGAAAAGUGAAGAAAGCAAUCGAGAGAUCCGGUAGAAUGGUUGCCAUUAAGUCCAUCAGAAAGGAGAAGAUCCAGGAUGAGCAGGACCUAGUGCACAUUCGCAGAGAGAUUGAGAUCAUGUCCUCACUCAAUCACCCCUACAUCAUCACCAUAUAUGAAGUGUUCGAGAACAAGGACAAGAUUGUGAUUGUGAUGGAGUAUGCUAGCCGAGGUGACCUUUACGACUACAUCUCUGAAAAGCAGAGGAUCUCAGAACGCGAGGCCAGACACUUCUUCAGACAAAUCGUGUCAGCUGUACACUACUGCCACAGGAAUGGGAUAGUACAUCGGGACUUGAAGCUGGAGAACAUUUUACUAGAUGGAAAGGGCAAUAUUAAGAUUGCUGACUUUGGGCUGUCCAACCUGUACCGUGGUGAUGAGUACCUGCAGACGUUUUGUGGCAGCCCUCUGUAUGCUUCUCCAGAGAUCGUUAACGGGCGGCCGUACAAAGGGCCCGAGGUGGACACCUGGUCGCUGGGUGUUCUGCUCUACACCCUGGUCCAUGGUGCCAUGCCUUUCGAUGGGCAAAACUACAAGAACCUGGUCCAACAGAUUAGCACUGGAAACUACCGCAAACCCACCAACCCUUCAGAUGCCUGUGGGCUGAUUCGUUGGAUGCUAAUGGUAAAUCCUGAGCGCAGAGCUACCAUAGAGGAGAUCGCUGGACACUGGUGGCUCAACUGGGGUUACCAGAAACCCCUACUGGCCGAGGGUGAGAAUGCGACAUUGCUACAACCAAGUGAGAAGACCACUGCAUCCACACAGCAGCCUGGAGGCCUUGCCAGCAUUGCCAGUUGGCUGCGUCGAAACUCCCGGCCCUUACUGGAGAACAGCUCCAAGGUGCGCUGUCUGCUGCGGUCCCACGGGAGCGGUGGAGGGGAUGUGGUGCGUCAGCGGUCCCUACGGAGGUCACGCAAGGAGAACAACGUGUCCCAGACCAUGAAUGAUGGGGCCACCGCUCGGCCCUCCAAGGGCAUACUGAAGAGACGAGGUAGCCUGAAGCAGAAGGCCCUCAGCGAGGCUACAACCUCAGUGAUGGAGGAACCAGUGAGGGACUAUGAACUCUCCACCCCGGCCCAGCCCCUGCCUGUUGCAUCACUGCCCCGCAAAGGCAUCUUGAAGAAACCAGCCGAGCGAGAGUCUGGCUACUACUCUUCCUCCCCAGACAGCAGUGACUCUGCCCAGACACCCCAGGCCCAGCUCUGCCCCUCAGCACCGCCCCACCGAAAGGGAAUCCUGAAGCGCCAUGGUAAGUUCUCUUCAGGCCUACUGCAGGAGUUUGGGUCUCUGGACCAGCUGGCGGCCUCCCUGCCAAGGGGGGGCACGAGAGCACGACCCAGCGGGGCAAUCAGCGAGGACAGCAUCCUCUCCUCGGAGUCCUUUGACCAGCUGGAUCUGCCUGACCGCGUGGGGCCAGAGGCACCCAGCGAACGCCCAGCCAAGGGCACCAUGAGGGGCUGCGUGUCUGCUGACAACCUCCUGGACAUCCGAGAAGAGGGGCUUGGGCAAGACCUGCUGAGGCAGAGAGGACCCUGGGACAUGGCCUGUUACCAGUCUGGGGUGGCUGACAGCGCUUUCUCCAUCACAGACUGUGAGAACGUGACAGAAGCCUACAAGCAUGCCAUGGUGAUCGGAGGAGCUGCAGCCAGCUGAGGACCAGCAAGUGUCCCAGGACAGUAUAAUACAGCAUUCUCAAAGGACUGAGGCAGUUGUUUAAAGUUGGCUGAUAGCUGAACACAUUUGUGGUAAUGUGUGACUUGAUAGCCAAAGUGGUAUAGGAGAAGUGCGAAGCUACAGUAGCCACUCGUGAUGUGACAUUGUUUUGAUGCAGUACUAUAAGAACUUUACCAAAAACAGAUUCUAGCAAAGGGAGAAAGAAUCUAGGCUCAUAUCAGACUUAUUGCUAGUUUAGACAAACAUUGUAAAAUAAAUGCCUUUCAAUUAGUUAACUAGAUCAGAGGUUUGAGUUAUUCCCAUUUUUUUGUUUCUUUGCCAGGGAUAUCCAGACUUCAAUACAAUAUUUUCUUUCAGGGACUAAAUGUUUAGUCAGAAAAACAGUGUUUUUCAAAAAUAUUGGUAGCUGUUAAUUGUGACAUUUUGUCUGGACCAAGUUCCAAUUGACUUUGGGGGGUUUUCAAUGUUGACUUUUGGAUUUUGAUUUCAAAAUGUAGCAUUUUUGUUCAGGGUUUGAGGGAAUUGACAGUUUAAUACCAAAGCUAAAAUGUGAAAACAUGUAGAGCACUAUUUUUUUCUCUGUCCAAUCACCAUGUUAAUAAGACAGAUUCAUCUGGGCCUACAGAGUCUACUACUGACUGUUAUGGUUAAACUUUUAGAACUGGAAUUGAUUUACACAUGGAAAGAUGACUCACAAUAAUAAGUAAUGGUAAUAAUGACAUCCAUUAAAGGGGCAAUCUGCAGUUGGUACAUCCAUUAUUAAACAUUUAAAUGAAUGAUGAAUAUAACUUAUAGAUGCCUCAUCAGCUUAGUUCAACUGUCGUACCCCAUCAGAACCCAAAAUAUGAGCUUGUUAUACUCCUUUUGUUUUAAACAAUGUAAAUGUAAACUGAAACUAAUCUUGAAAUCAUGGAUGGUCAGUCCCUUUAUACAUAGCUCUGUACAUUUUGAGUGGUUACAUUUCUCCAGCCCCACCCCUCAGCUGUUUACCGGGUUACCGCUUUAUUGUUCAAACUGCAGAUUGCCCCUUUAAGCCCUGAGGCACACUAGCACGAACUUGUCUAACCUGCUACUAUUCUAUUCAGCCUAAGUUUACUCUGUGUACAGUGCAUUUCAGAUGAAAACGGGGGUUUACAGUAAAUGUUCCUCAGUCUUUUGGCGGGUUAAGUAUUGUAGCAGUAUUCCAGUUGUUCUCUGGAAUUAAACCAUGAUCUUUAGCAUGUGUGGUAACUAGUUAAUGUGUAACUUCCCCAGAGUGAACUGAAGAACUAGUUCAGACCGAUAUGUGACAUUUUUAUGAGUUAAUGAAUUUACAAGGACGGGUCUAAAGGUGCGUUUCGGUUUCCCAGUAACAGCAUGUGGCCAAAGACUGGUAUUUGCAACUUUGAUGUGCCCUCUGGGCAUUUCAUGAUUAUGACUAGGAUCGAUUCAAUUUAUUCUGUUUUAACACCUAAACAUGAUUAAUACUAUGAAAAAUUGUGCCUAGGAGCUGCUCAGACUAUUGAAAUCUGAUAAUUAUAUAAAAUGUUUCAGGGUUCACUUGAAUGUGGAACAAACUGCACACAGAGCUUUGCACAAGGGGCUACAACAUCAAGUUGCUGUUCAAUGACUGGAAUGUGGUGAUUUCUUAUUGUUGGUUAUUAAUAGGUUGAUUUUAUAUUUAACACUGUAGGGAUAAAGGGAAAUAGAACUAUUUUUAGUAGUAUACAAGAGCGAUCAACAAAGGAGGUUAAAACACAAAGAUAUUCACACUUUGAUGCUCAAACAGAUUCAGGUGAUUAUUUUUUCCCCCCCUCAGUAUUAUACAGGAACUACAAAAUGUUCAUACAGUUCCAUUAAGUGACCUAUCCAGGCCCGUCUUGUUAGCCAACUCAACCAUAAUAUGUUGCCAUGUUAAUAAAUACAGGUAAAUGUAAGCAAUUUGUUUUUCAUGAGUUGGACAUGAUCCAUGUUUGCCAAAGUGCCUGGCUUAUCUGUUGUCGACUUGGCCAAGUAAAUCAUUAAAAAAAAAAUGAAAU